AUGGACGACGACCGCACGUUUCCUCAACGUGCUGCGGGUAGCAUUGUCAAGCCGAAUCCCACCACGGAGAGGACACAGCGCGCUGCUGGUCCGAAUUUCUUUCGAGAUGGAGAAAACGUGCAAUUCAUGUGGGCGGACUCUCUGGUGAAGCAUGUCUUUACCGACAACGUCCUCCGACUGGAGGUGCAGACCGUCCAUCAGGUUCAUCGAACCGCGCAGACGCACGAUUCGGUCAUGCAUCAGUUCAUUAAGGAGGAGAACUCGUUUGGCAAGCUAUGCGUCGAGAUCUUCUUUGUCACAGAGCAUAUCUUCCGUCUGCGAUUUGCAGGGCAGCAACAGACUCUGGACGCAUUGACCGAUGAUCCGGAGUACCCUCCCCCAGAGGCUCGCAUGCUCGCCCACGUUCCAGCAGUAUUUCCUGCCACGAUAGCGGAUGGCCCAGAUGGUGCAAUCGAGCUGUCAUCACCCAGUGUGCGAGUUUGUGUUCAACCUCGCCCGUUCCGUCUACUCGCCUAUCAAAACAAUACGACGGUGCCUUUCUGGAAACAGCGACUCAGUGAUCUGUUCACAAGCGAUAUCAUUCCAACAUCAAUUGCAACCCAUCAGGGCCGCGAGGCUGUUUUUGAGUCUUUUGCACUCGAUCCCCAAGAAAGAAUCUUUGGAUUAGGUGAGCGCUUUGAUGCAGUCGAGCGACGCGGCCGCCAAGUGGACUUUGUCAACCACGACGCGAUUGGGACAAGUAAUUUGCGGUCCUAUAUCAACGUGCCAUUUUUCUUCUCCACGAAUGGUUACGGCUGCUUUUUGAAUUCAAAUGCCCGCACAGAGUGGGAUAUCGGUAUGAGGGAAGCUGGAACUCUCGGCUUCUCGACAGAAGAGAAUUAUAUGGACUAUUUUAUUGUCUCUGGUCCCUCGCCCAAGGAUAUUCUGCAGCGAUACACCCGUGACUUGACUGGCAAUGCGCCCGUACCGCCCGUCUGGUCAUUUGGUCUCUGGCUGAGCCGCAAUUCCUACCAGUCAUGGGAGGUGGUCGACGAUGUUGUCAAAUGUGCUGAUAAACACGAUCUACCAUUCGAUGUCAUUCACCUCGAUACAGCGUGGUUCCAAGAAGAUUGGAAUCCAGAUCUUGAAUUUGGAGACAGAUUCCCAGAGCCAGAGAAGAAAAUGACCGAGCUUCGAGAGCAAGGGAUCCGUGUGUCCUUGUGGCAAUACAAUUUUGUGCCGCCACGCGAGGACAACCGGCUCUACGUUGAGGCUCGCGAUAAUGACUACCUGGGCCACGCCGUCAAGCUCGACGGGUCUCGUAGCAAGGACUUCUUCAACUACCCACCCGAUACCACGGGAUGGAAGACCGAUGAUCUGGUGAUCGAUUUCACGAAUCCGCGCGCCGCCGAGUGGUACGGUCAGAAAAUAGAGGCUCUUAUUCGGCAAGGCGCAUCGGCCAUUAAAACUGACUUUGGUGACUGCAUCCCUGCUAGCGCCUCGUAUCUAAACAUCGCGGGACGCCGACUCAGCAAUCUAUACAGUCUGAUCUACAAUGCUACCGUCCGUCGCCAUGUACUGAAUGUCAGUGCAGAUUCGGCCCAGUGGGCAAGGAGUGGCACAGCAGGAAGCCAGCGCUAUCCCGUCCACUGGGGUGGUGACUCCCAGUGCUCAUGGUCAGCACUUCAGGGAAGCCUUCGAGCCACGUUAUCCAUCGGCUUGAGCGGGUUUACUUUCUUCAGUCACGAUCUGGGCGGCUUCAUCGGCAAGCCGACAACGGAGCUGUACAUCCGCUGGGCCCAGUUGGCGGCAUUCAGCAGCCACGUCCGCUCUCAUGGAGCGGGCGACGACAACGGCCGAGAGCCAUGGUUCUUUGGGCCCGAGGCUGUACAGAUCGUGGGUUCAUUCAUGCGCCAGCGCUAUCAAAUGCUUCCGUACAUUGUUGAACAGGCACAGUCUAGCACCAGGGCCGGCUUGCCUAUGGUCCGGUCACUGGUGCUGGAAUAUCCCCAGGACCGUAAUGUCUGGGAUAUUGACAGCCAGUUCAUGUUCGGGUCCGAUCUGCUGGUGGCUCCGACUCUGCAGCCGCUAGCGGAGGCAAGCACGCACUCGAUCUACUUGCCAGAGGGGACUUGGUACGGAUUCUGGGACAAGCAGAAGUAUACUAGCCACGGGCAAUGGGUUGAUUUUGCUUCUGCGCCCCUGGCCCAGAACCACGUCUUUGUCAAGGACGGCGCUAUAUUAUGCUGGGCCGCACCGCGAAAGAGGACAUACAACCAAGUAGGCACUGUCCAGAGAGUCGAAUUGUACGGUUGCCGGGAUGAACCUUGGGCCUGCGGAGAUGGACAAGGUGGUCUGGUGGCGUUGACACCAGGGAUAGGCGGAUGGACUGUGGUGGAUCGUGACAAUGUCCAGGUGCAGGUAUUCCAGUAG
Messenger RNA from Penicillium daleae, 2412 nucleotides. Its product is annotated as glycosyl hydrolases family 31-domain-containing protein. The record is from RefSeq and is a predicted model, not a curated record. Lineage: Eukaryota; Fungi; Ascomycota; Eurotiomycetes; Eurotiales; Aspergillaceae. Gene Ontology annotation, molecular function: hydrolase activity, hydrolyzing O-glycosyl compounds; carbohydrate binding. Bases 1 to 2412 code for a protein of 803 amino acids. Gene Ontology annotation, biological process: carbohydrate metabolic process. The transcript has 2 exons.